CUGUAAGCCGCGAGUGUGGCCCUAAAAAGCAAAAAAGAAAGUUGUUCAAGCUAAAGGGAAAUGGUACAAGAGGAAAACUGGAAUUUCUGGAAUGAAGAAAGAGCCAUAGAAAUGUCCUCAGAGCUCCUUCAACGGGCUGCUACCUCUCGGUGGAGUCUUGCCUUUUCUCCCAGCAUGGCCCCCAAACACCAGUCUGCACUUCCGCCUCAAGCAAAGAAACCCAGGAAACUGAGACUGACUCCUGCACUCAAGCCAGAGGAAACUUUCAACUUGCCGAAGGAAGAAAAAGAACAGCAAGAAGCAAUUGAACAUAUUGAUGAAGCACAAAAUGAAAUAGACAGACUUAAUGAACAAGCCAGUGAGGAGAUUUUAAAAGUAGAAGAGAAAUAUAAUAAACUCCGCCAAUCAUUUUUUCAGAAGAGGUCGGAACUGAUCGCCAAAAUCCCAGACUUUUGGGUAACAACGUUUGUUAACCAUCCACAAGUGUCUGCACUGCUUGGGGAGGAGGAUGAAGAGGCGCUGCAUUAUUUGACAAGAGUUGAAGUGACAGAAUUUGAAGAUAUUAAAUCAGGUUACAGAAGAUUUUAUUUUGAUGAAAACCCUUCCUUCGAAAAUAAAGUUCUCCCCAAAGAAUUUCAUCUGAAUGAGAGUGGUGAUUCAUCUUCAAAGACCACUGAAAUCAAAUGGAAAUCCGGAAAGGAUUUGACAAAACAUUCAAGUCAAACGCAGAAUAAAGCCAGCAGGAAAAGACAGCAUGAGGAACCAGAGAGCUGCUUCACCUGGUUUGCUGAUCAUUCUGAUGCAGAUACAGAUGAUUUAGGAGAGGUCAUCAAAGAUGAUAUUUGGCCAAAUCCAUUACAGUACUACUUGGUUCCUGACAUGGAUGAUGAAGAAGGGGAAGGAGAAGAAGAAGAUGAUGAUGAUGAUGAAGAGGAAGAAGGAUUGGAAGAUAUUGAUGAAGGGGAUGAGGAUGAAAGUGAAGAAGAUGAGAAUGAAGGUGAAAAAGAUGAAGAUGAUGAUGAGGGGGAGGAAGGAGAAGAUUACUAAUGGAACACCGAUGGAUUCCAACCUUUUUAAAAGUUUUCUCCAGUCCCUGGGAGCAAGUUGCAGUUGUCUUUUUUUCCCCCCUUUUGUGCUUGGUUGCCCUGUUUUUGAGGUCUCUUUUUUCCUUUCACCAUGGUUCUCAAUUUAUUUUGGAGGGAAAUACCUUGGGUAGAAUUCAGUGGAAAAAGAAUCUCUACCCCUUUUCUGUUCCAAAUUCAUUUUUAUCCCUUCCUGUCUCAACAAAAACUUUAUGGAAUCAACACCACCAUGCUCUGUGGGAAAAAAGAAAAAUCUUCUGCUCCCUUAGCUCUGCUGGAAGCUGGAGGGUGCGAGGCCCCUGUGUAGUAGUGCAUAGAAUUCUAGCUUUUUCCCUCCUUUCUCUGUAUAUCGGGCUCAGAGAUUACACUGUCUCUAUGUGAAUAUGGACAGUUAGCAUUUAACAACAUGUAUCUGUCUACUUUUUCUUGUUUAAAAAAAGAAAAAAAACUUAAAAAAAUGGGGUUAUAGAAGGUCAGCAGCAAAGGGUAGGUUUGAGAUGUUUGGGUGGGUUGAGUG
This is a messenger RNA of Sus scrofa (pig), 1599 nucleotides long. Its product is annotated as protein SET-like. Gene Ontology annotation, biological process: nucleosome assembly. Gene Ontology annotation, cellular component: nucleus. The record is from RefSeq and is a predicted model, not a curated record. NCBI's taxonomy places the organism in Eukaryota, Metazoa, Chordata, Mammalia, Artiodactyla, Suidae.